AUGUCGCAUCAGUCGGCCUUGACGGGCUUCUCUGCCACAGAGUUCGGCGACCUCUACAGGUCCAAGUACAAGGAGGAUCCGCCUUACCAGGCUGUGGCCGCAUUUGCCGCCAUCGUCAGCUUGGGGAGGGCCGUUGAGCUGGCGAACUCCACGGAGCCUGCCGAGGUAUCGGCUCAGCUGCAAGCUCUGGACAUUGAGACCCUCUACGGCCGGGUUGCUUUUGAUGAGCAUGGCCAGAUAGCGAUGGAACUGAAGGCGGUCCAGGUGCAAGAGGUGGGAAUGCCUCCUGUGCCCGUCUCGCCGUUGGGAGUGGCCGUUGCUCCGCUGCGCUUGAUGCCUACCAUGGCGGAGCGGCAGUGUGCUAGCGAGGCACCCACAGUCUACGGAAGCGAUGCAUCUGGAAACUGUGUGAGGUGUCCGGCGAGCUCCUUCUCCAUGUGGAACACCUCGACAAAGCUGCGCCGCUGCAUCUUCUGUCCAGCCGGGAGCUCCCUGGACGAGGAGGGUGUUUGCUCCUUCUGCGCGCCUGGAAAGGUUUCCAUCACGGCGGGGCAGAGGGCCUGCACCAACUGCAGCGAAGGCUACUAUGCGGAUUCCGUUGGCCAGAGCCGUUGCAGAAUUUGUCCCGUUGGGACCUUUAGCGGCUCCAGCGGGCUCACGCAGUGCACGAACUGUUCGGCCGGGACGUUUAACAACGAGGCCGCCCACACAUCCUGUCGCAACUGUACCCCCGGCACCAUCAGCACUGAGGAAGCCGCCACACACUGCGACAAGUGCAGCCUGGGGCAGUACGCAGCAGACAACGGUAUGACGUCCUGCAGCCAGUGUCAGGCUGGCUUCACGACAUCCUCAGCCGGGGCCAGCGGCGAAGAGCAGUGCGUCUGCCCGAAGGAUUCCUUUCGAGAUGGUGACUCCUGCGUUGCCUGUGGCUUUCUGCAGACCACGCUCCUGGAGGGCGCCCUUUCGAGUGACGCCUGCCGGCUGACGGACGAUGCGGUGUGGCUCGUGGUGUCGAUGACGGCGGCCAUGCUUCUUUUCAUGGCAAUGGGGCCGGCGCUUGUCUUGGCCUACACGAAGCGCAUCCGUCGGCGGCUUGAGGAAGCGGAAGCGCGACAGCGAGCUGUUCUGGAGAGCAAGGUCAAAGAAGGUGUAGACUCCAUCACGGAGCUCGCCCACCCAAUGGUGAUCACGAGGGCCGACACCUUCCUGGACAUCUCCUUCGAGCAGAUUCAGAUGCUGCAUGAGGGCGCUCGCGACAGAGGGAUUCUCACCUUCCUCGACUCGAAGGCAAGCAUUCAAGUGCAUCGGAAGCAGCAUCCGCGCUCCAGGUUCGUCUUUCUCAGCUACCAGUGGCUCUCCUGGAACGUUCAUGGGCCGAACGAGGUGCAGUUCGAGGCCAUGCAAAAGGCGGUGAUCCAGUAUGCCGAUGCCAUGCGGCUCACGCCCCAGGAGGUCUACGUUUGGCUGGACGUCUUGUCCAUCCCGCAGCUUCUGGCAGUGAACUCGCUCUUCACCUACGCCUCGGCAGCCGACUCGCUCAUCAUCAUCGCGCCCCGCUCCACGCACGCGGAGACUGGUGAGGCCCGCUACCUCACCCAUCCCGUCGCGAGGACCCGGAUGGAGCAGAUCGCGCACGUGACGGCCCACAGCAUCGAUACCAUGGGCCUUGCCCGCUAUGCUUAUGACCUUGACGUGCCCUUGCCGCAAUGUUUUAUGACAAAGAGCAGGCAAGGCCAAAAUUUGACCCUUGCCGACGAAUUCGUCGGCAAGGAGACUUUGGUCAUCCCUUUGCUCGGCGUUUGGUUCGUACUGAGAAGUUGGAUGGACCAGCAGAGCACUGAGGAGGAGGACCACGUUUCGCACCCUGGCGCUUCACUGGUCUACCGCCUCAUGCGGGAUCAGAUGGAUAGCGUUUUUCCAAAGACGUUCGAGUUUAACACCCUGCGUGGGAGCCAGCAGAGAGCACCUUGGAUUGACUUGAAGCGCUAG
Molecule: messenger RNA, 1989 nt
Organism: Symbiodinium natans
Lineage: Eukaryota; Dinophyceae; Suessiales; Symbiodiniaceae
Source: the annotation of a GenBank genome assembly